AUCAAUAACACCUAAACGUUCUCGAAAGGUGCUUGCUCUUUUAAUCCGUUUUGCCGUUUUGGGUCAACAUGGCUGUUAUCUUAGAGGAAAAACAAAAUCGGAUAAGGAGUCGUCGAGUUGAAGCGGUUUUGCUUUCAACCCACAUCGUCCAAAUGUGUAAUGCAUGUCAUUUUUAAAAUUUCUAUUACGUAUAUAUUUUAUUAAUAAAUCCGCUGUGGGAGUUUCACCGGGAAUUUUUAAGCCUAUCGUUGAUUUUUUUUCUCGCUUUUUUAAAAUGGAAAUAUUUUUAAAGAACUUUCAACAUAAUCUUGAAUGCAUUUUUUCCUAGGGCCAUCCGCUAAUUCGUAAAUAAAAUUGUAUCAAUAUUCAAUAAAAGCUGGAAAAAAAAACCCAACGUAAUCACAAUAAAAGGGACGUAAUUUUGGAAAAUGUCGGAAAACGAAUUUUCGGAUCACAGCGUCAGCUCGGCUAGCAGCGUGGAAAGGUCGCACGACCACCAUGCAGAGUAUAAAAUCAACUUGAUCAUGUGCAUGGACAUAAUCGGCGACGUCCAUUUCGCCUUGGACGAGCCGGUGCACAUGGUGAGCUACAUGUACGACACUUUCAAGAACGAAGGUGAAAACUACACAGGAACUAUAACACGUGCCAAGGCGAAUUUCAAACGCGAAAAGGACGAUGUGGAAGAAGUAAAAAGUUACAUAAUUAAAGAGGACAGAAUGACUGGUCCACGCCAAGGAGAAGGAUUCUUUAAAAUUGAAACAUAUAUGUACGAGUCAAUUUUACCGAAAAUGGAUCUUCUAAUAUACGAUGCUCAAUUGCCUUCUAAUGAAAAGCUCUGGUGCGAAUACAUCGGAAGCCGGAAGUACCACACAAUCAUACUCAGCGAUCUGUGCGCCCAAGGGUUCACUCUUCCGAACAGACGAGAAGGCCUGAACGACAGGCAGGCAGUUCUCACGGUGAGAAAUUUGGCCAAAUUUCACGCCAUGUCCAAAGUGCUGAUAAAAAAGGGUACUAUCACUAAAAAUGAUUUUGGUCCGCGUUACACCUGCUUGAAGGAGGCUCCAGAAGUGACACGACAGCUUUACCAAGGAGGACUGAAGCAACUCGUAAGGUCGAUGAGACAAUGGCCCGAAGAAUGGAAAGAGGUGACAGAUAGGGUGGCACUUCAGAUAGACGUUAUUUUAGAAAAGCUACGUGCCAUACACGAAGAGCCGUAUGACGACAGUUUUGAAGUGCUGAACCACGGCGACCUUUGGUCUUGCAACAUGAUGUUCAAAAACGACGAUGAUGGCCAGCCCGAAGAGAUAAGAUUUGUAGACUACCAAGUCUGCCACGUCCACUCGUUAGCCUGGGACUUAAUCCAUUUGUUGUACAGCAGCUUCAACUCGAAUCUGCGUCAGUCGAUCUUCGACAAGCUUAUAACCUUGUACCAUAGCAGCUUGGACGAAUACAUGAAGGUUUUCAACUGUAAAAGUCCUGUACCUUCGCUGGCGGGAAUCCUGCGCGAAAUGGAUCGCUUCGCGUAUUAUAGCUUCGUCGUAACAGCCAUUAACUUUCCUCUCGCGACUACCCACAAAACCAAGGCUUUCAACUUAGAAAGGCUUAUCAAACCGAAGAAAAACCGCCGCAAGUCACCUUUUUCUCGUGGCAUUUAUUCCAUGAACAAAGUCAUCGAUACAGUAGGGGAACAACUGAAAACUAUGGUCACCAAAGGAAUCAUCUGAUCUACUUUUAUUUAUUAUUAGAAUGUAAUUUCAAUAUUUAAAAUAAGCAAUCGUGUCGUUUAAUCAAUUAACAAUUGUACUUAUUUAUGUAUUUUUUUAUUCCACAAAGAUCUUUGCUCAUGUUUAGUAUUAAUGUUAUAUCAAUGUUUAAUUGUAAGACAGUGUUGUGUUUUUUAUACUCUAUGUAUUUAUUCAUAUUUAUUUG
Molecule: messenger RNA, 1929 nt
Organism: Cimex lectularius (bed bug)
Lineage: Eukaryota; Metazoa; Arthropoda; Insecta; Hemiptera; Cimicidae
Exons: 5
Coding region: 429-1724 (431 amino acids)
Source: RefSeq, a predicted model, not a curated record